UUGAAAAGUAAUUACUGUUAUAUUAAAGUAAUCAUCAUCAUCACUUAAUUUACUUGAUAUAAAAAUGAAUCAUUUCGAAUAAAUUAAAAAUAAAAAUAAUAAUGUCUGGGAGAAAAAAAACCAACCAGAAAGGUGGAAGACGAGGUCGAGCAUCACCAUCUCCAAUCCCACCGAUGCAACAAAAAAGAUUUAAGGCAAAAAAUUCAUCAUCUCAACCAUGGGCAAAUAAUAGCAGUCAAUCUUCAACUUUUCAAUCUGCUGCUAGUACAGCAGCUGGAGUUGCUGUUGGUUCUAUUAUAGGCCAAGCAAUUGGAAGCACACUUGCUGGCAACAUUAAUCAUGUAUCUUCUGCUAAAGCAGAAUCUAAAAAUAAUUCUGAAGAACCGUGUAUUCCUGAAAUACGAGAAUUCUUCGAAUGCGCUUCAAGAAACGAAGAUCUAGAUACAUGCAAAGCUUAUCAUGAUAUGUGGAUGAAAUGUCAAAAUGGAUACAAACAUAAAAAUUAA
This is a messenger RNA of Apis laboriosa (Himalayan honeybee), 506 nucleotides long. RefSeq names its product coiled-coil-helix-coiled-coil-helix domain-containing protein 2-like. Gene Ontology annotation, biological process: mitochondrion organization. The coding region runs from base 102 to 506 and encodes 134 amino acids. The transcript has 3 exons. The record is from RefSeq and is a predicted model, not a curated record. Gene Ontology annotation, cellular component: mitochondrion; nucleus. Lineage: Eukaryota; Metazoa; Arthropoda; Insecta; Hymenoptera; Apidae.